Chara braunii is the source of this 2725-nucleotide messenger RNA. Lineage: Eukaryota; Viridiplantae; Streptophyta; Charophyceae; Charales; Characeae. The record is from the annotation of a GenBank genome assembly.
GGGUUUCCAUGUAGGUGGGUCACUCCCUUCUCCUUCGUGCGUGGCGAGAGUCGGUGUGUGUGACGGAGACCGCGGAGGGCUGAGCCUUUCCUGCUGCUGCUGCUGCUAGUGCUGCUGCUAGAGGUGAAGGUAGGUGGCAUUGAGACGAAGGACGUGUACCCUCGAAGAAUUUACCUAGUGCUGCUGCUAGAGGGGAGAAGGUAGGUGGCAGUGAGGUGGAGUACGCGUACCGUGCCGCUCUUCAGCCGGGUUCGCUUGGUGGAAGAUGGCCGGCGGUCGGACAUGGGCUGUGCUUGACAAAACGCUCCGCAGAGCCGCCGCCGGACCGAUCGGACAACUACAGCUGCCACGUGGCGGCUCGUCAUUUGCCCGACUACCUAGGCCACUUAGCUCGAGGGGCGGCGAUGGCAGUCAAGAGCUGUUGAAGUCAUUCUUUCCUGGCGGAUCGCUGGUCGAGACAGAGCAUUACGGCGCCCCCUUAUGCCGCCUCCUUGCUACGUUUUCCCGCGCCAACCUUCCGCAAGGUGACACGUGUCACCGAGCUUACAAGCAUCAUCAUCAUCAUCAUCAUCCUCGUCGACCAAUCAUUCCAGUGGGUGGCGUGCUAUCCUCCCAUGGGGACCGUGCGUCUUCCUCUCCCUCUUCCUCACUCUCUUCCUCUCCCUUCCUUCCCUCCUCCCCUCCCUCCCCCUCCCUAAUACAUCAAGAUGCUGGCUGUGGCAUGGGGGGGGGGAGUGCUGCAGCGACGAUCCGGCAACCGGCCGCACAUGGACGGCGCCUUCUUUCCGCGCAAGCUCUGCGGAUCGCCGUCGCAGGCGGUGCGCAGCUGCAUUCAGUCUGCGCGGGAGCGAGGCGCAACGUGUCGUCUUCCCCGUACUCUUCCUCCGCGUCGGUGGGGUCCGACGAGACCGCAGCGGCGGAUCAAGCAGGGAAGGAGGGGGAAUCGCGGCAAGGGGGGGCAGCAGGGGAAGCGACGGCGGCGGCGGCGGCUGGGACAAAGCCAACUGCGGAAACAGGCAACAUCGAGUUGAAGAAGGAAGAACUGAUUGCAUUGCUGAUGGAUCAAGAGAAGGUGGUCGCAGAAAAGGACGAUAUGAUCGGAUCUUUGAAGGAUACUGUGCUCCGUUCUUAUGCGGAUAUGGAGAAUCUUCGAGAAAGAACAAGAAGAGAGGUGGAUUCGGUCCGGCGAUUUGCCGUUCAGGAUUUUGCCAAGGCGCUGCUGGAUGUUGCCGACAAUUUCGAGCGGGCGAUGAGUGUCAUCCCGAGGGAUUUCCUCAAGGGGGGGGAUGGGGGAGAGGCGUCGUCUUUGCCUCCGGAGAGCGAUCCCACAAAGCUUCUCAGAGACUUCGCUGUGGGAGUGGAGAUGACGGAGAAGCAGCUGGGGAAAGUGUUAAAGAAAUAUGGAGUCGAGAAGUUCGAUCCGAUAGGUGAGGAGUUUAAUCCCAACGAGCAUCAGGCAAUGUUUGAGGUGGAUCAGUUUGAAGGGGUGGAAAAGGAAGGGAAGGUGGCGAUGGUUACUAAAGUAGGAUACAAGAUUCUUGAUAGGGUUCUUCGGCCGGCGGAGGUGGGGGUUUACAAGAAGAGCGCUUCUUCUUAAGUACUCGUCUUGGGGCUUAACUUUCACCCCAGUUCACUUAGCCGUUUGUUCGAGUGUUUACUUCUUAACCUGGAGGUCGCGUGUUCGAUCCUUGGAUCGGUGCGGACGGACAGAUUGCUGUCUGGAGUGAGAAUGCAAUUCUUCUUCUUCUUCGGCUUCGACGACAGAUUAGGGUAUAGUCACACACUAGGGACUUGCUGAGAUGUAUCUCAUCGCCAUUACGGUAAGAUUGCGUUGGAAAAUUACGAGUGUGAGUAUGGCCUUGGUAUCUUUUUCGGCGUCUUUUUGCUGACUUGUCCGCUUACGCAAGCGAUUCGUUUAGAGAGCCGGCCUUUCGAAGACUGGAGUCGCGCCGUCUUCGUUACCACUGCUGUCAAGUGCGCACACGAGGAACCGACGCUCCGUUAAGCGAGCGAGCAGGAAUAUGUGAUUGACUACUGGCAGAGGUGUUUGUUGCCUGGCGUAGGCAGGGAGGUUAACCGAGGGUUAAGAGAGAGGCGGGAGCGCGACAGAGGGAAGGGACUAUAGAAAGCCUCACACACACACACACAGAAAGAGAGAGAGAGAGAGAGAGAGAGAGAGAGAGAGAGAGAGAGAGAGAGAGAGAGAGAGAGGGAGAGGACAAGAGAAUCGAAGAUAUGGUCUAUGUCGGGAAGGAGAGGGAAGAGGAGACAGAAAGAGGGCAGAGGAAAAGAGAAUGGGAGCGUGGGGAGAGAGAGAGAGAGAGAGAGAGAGAGAGAGAGAGAGAGAGAGAGAGAGAGAGAGAGAGAGAGAGAGAGAGCAUUGUUCGUUUUUCUUGCCACCUUCGGGAAUUGUCAUAUAAAGUUUUGAUUUUGUUUGCGAAAGAGAGGGAGGAAGGAGAGAGGGAGUCCUCGGGACUCUUUUUUCGGUCUCUUGGGCAUCCUUGGGAGACGUCCCGUGUUGUAAAUUUUUGAUGUCAUUUUUACCAAAGAAGAGAGUCGCUUGAAUCCUUCUUGUUCCCCACCCUUUCCCCCCCCCUUCUCUCUACUCCAAUUUUCCGCAAACGUCCUUUCUGGGUUUCGUAUUCUUCUAGUGUCCUGAGUGGUGGCGGCCUUGUUUCUGCUUUAUGUCAGCUGUGUGCUCGCUGUCCGCAUCAUGCCCCGACUA